CAACAUGGCUGUCAAAGAUGAUAACGAGAAGGUACGAGCUGAGAGGAUGGUUUCUUACCACUUUUAUUUGCAAAGCGAAGAGGACGAUUUUGGUGGAUUUUUGCCAGUCGAAACUAGUAUUGAUGAGUUGUACCCUCCCGUGUGUCAGAGCUGUAACAGGGACGAGUGUUGCGUGUUUGGAUAUUUGAUAAUAUUAUUUCUUUUCGGCGGAGCAGCCGCGGGAGUCGGUUUGUUUGUAUUCGUUUGGGAAUUUUCACAGAAUACAAAUGAGAGAAUUUUCUUGGAGUUAUUAACACCUAUACUUGGCCUUGUCUUAACGGUUUUCGCCGGAGCAAUGUGGGUUUUAGCCACGAUCGGCUGUGUUGGCACGAUUAAACAAAGCACUAAAGUUCUUCACAUGAUAACAAUAGCUUUUAAAGUUCUUUUGUUGCUCGAGGUAGCCUUGUCUUUCCUAGCGUUUUAUUAUCAAGGUCAAGUCAAAGCAGAGACAAGUAAAUGGGCUGAGUGGAUGUCGUUUAUUCGCCAUUAUCACGAAGAUCCUAAUCUACGAACCACCAUGGAUUCAAUUCAAACACGUCUUGGAUGUUGUGGUUUCAAUAGUUACAAAGAUUGGGAUGAAAACGUUUUGUUUUCUUGCUCUUCCACACGUCUGAAAACCUGUCCUCUUCCAGUGUCGUGCUGUAAUGACACUGUGAAAAAAAUUAAAUGUGGGUACGAAAUACAAAACGAUCCUGACGGCGAAAUCACCAAAAUACAGCCACAAAAAUCAGUUUUCACGGAAGGCUGUUUGAUAAAUAUUCAAAACUGGUAUAAAUACAAUCUGAUCCUUAUUUCAACGAGCGCCGUUUUAUUGGUGGUAGUACAGGCAAUUCUUAUUUUCGCAAUUAGCCGCCUCGUUCGUCGAAUUAAAGACGAAAACAUGGGAGAAUGUUCUGAACCGUCAGGUGAGGAAGAAUUAAUCCCCUUGCGCGCAGAUAACUUACAGGAAAGCAUCAUUAUAGUACGUGAUGAACGAGUUACAGCUGAAAGGAUUCACAGCCUGAAGGCUGUCUUGAAAACCAUAAUUCGCUGGAGUGCAAACGAUUCCACAAGAGAAGAAAACAUUUAAAACAAUUGGUCACGGCUGAUGCAUUUUGAAAUAACUAGUGAUAAUUUAAUUUUCACAAUUCAAUGUAAUUUAGUUGAAGAAAACAAAGUCUAAAAAAAAUUCAGGCUUCGACGGGAUUCAGAGCUGUGUCUUCCAAAUAUAAGUUAUGCGCUUACUCGGCCGCCUGAGCUACGUACGAAGCCGAAUUUUAGGAACGAGGUAAUACGUUCCCUUUAAAGGAAUAAAGGGGGUUACAAAAUUUGGUUUCAGCUACUGAUGAUGUAAAUUAGCCGCCAUAAAGAGUUUCUAAAGCUGACUUCUAGAGCGUAAGCCCUUCGCCCGCGCGAACACCACAACAAAAUUAUCUCUCUGACCGUAAGGCCACACGCAAAUGAGGCUCCGUAGCUGGGUUGGAAGUCGUACUUGGCUAGUGACAGGUAGAACAGGUUAAAUUCAUGUCAAUAACUGAAAUUUUCACCCUUUUUUUCUGCAAAUAUGCUAAUUCCAAUAAAGUUAUGAGGAUCGGUUUGUCGCUUGUGACCU
Pocillopora verrucosa is the source of this 1630-nucleotide messenger RNA. Its product is annotated as tetraspanin-14-like. The record is from RefSeq and is a predicted model, not a curated record. NCBI's taxonomy places the organism in Eukaryota, Metazoa, Cnidaria, Anthozoa, Scleractinia, Pocilloporidae. Gene Ontology annotation, cellular component: plasma membrane.